Molecule: messenger RNA, 873 nt
Organism: Cryptosporidium ubiquitum
Lineage: Eukaryota; Apicomplexa; Conoidasida; Eucoccidiorida; Cryptosporidiidae
Exons: 1
Coding region: 1-873 (290 amino acids)
Biological process (GO): regulation of transcription by RNA polymerase II
Cellular component (GO): nucleus
Molecular function (GO): cyclin-dependent protein serine/threonine kinase regulator activity
Source: RefSeq, a predicted model, not a curated record
AUGAACGAAAGGUCAGGAUCCCAGCCGGAACUCUGGCAGCUGGCUAAAAAUAGUAGUGGAUACAGAGAGCUACUAUUGGGAACUAGCAAGUUAGCAACAGUUCUUUGUACGAAUUUACAUUUAUCACCAGGAACCACUCUGACUUCGUAUCAUUAUAUAUACAGGUUCUGGUCAAAGUUUGAUAUCCUUGAAACUGACCGUAAAUUUAUUGCAGCUGCAGCUGUUCUCUUAUCUUGGAAAGUUAGAGAAGAUAUAGAACCAACUCGAAGCUCUAGAAAACUUUCGGAAUUGUCCAGAUUUCUAUAUAGAAUUACUAAAGCUAAUUCGCUUUCCCAAUUGUCCAACCCUCCGAUACCUCUCGAGCUCUCUUCAAGCUUUUGGAUAUAUAAGGAUUCAGGGAAGGAGUAUACUCACUAUAUGGAGCAGAUUAAGACCUAUGAAUUUGCACUUCUUAGAGCGAUCAAUUUUGAUCUAGUACCAAUUGAACUGCCAUUUUCACAUAUUGAAAGAUUGACAAGAAUCCUACUUUAUUCCCCAAGGAUCAACGAGCAUAUUGAAGAAGGUGAGGAGGGAGAGGAGGAGGAAAAAGAAUAUGAAUCUUUGAAGAUGUUUAGACUACUUGCUUCAUCCAUAAGUUUGGAUUUUUAUAGACUCCCAAACGUAUGUAUGCAAUACAACGCUUUAGAAGUCUCAUUAUGUUCAGUAUGGUAUGCUGGAAUUUUUCUUUCUAUGUCAUUUGCCUAUGAAGAUGCUUCAGGAUUCAAUUCUUGGAUUUCGAAAAUAUGUCCAGAAAUCAAUACGGAACGUGUUGUUCAAUGCAUGGACGAGUGUUCAAAGGUCCUUUUAUGGUUAAUUAAUAGUGAUUCCGCUUAG